AUUCAGAUAACCGAAUCCAUUUCGUUUUUUUUUAUAGUGUCCCAGAAAACCCGCGAAUUUGCCAAAUCUUGCCUUUUUCGAUUUGGAUUUUUAUACUGCCGCUGAGGAAAAUGAAAUAACUUUAGAACCUUCCACAUUUUUUCUCUUCUUGCAACUCUUCAACAUCAGGAGGAAAUCAUGGUGUCUUCGGCAUCCGGAAUCCCUCAGAAUGGACUCGACGCUGCUGACGAGGAUUCGAGUGACGACACUGGCACUCUGGAGCGUCAGCCGCCGCGUCGAUUCAAGGAAGCCGAGUUCGACUUGUUCGACGAAGUGUCGCUCGGCGAUGGCGGCGAAUCGACGUGUUGCCAGCAGCAGCCCAACGGCGACCCCAGCACCGCCGGAAACGCUGUGACGAUAAUAUCGAUGAAUAAUGGCAGUGGCGGUCGAUUGGGGCGCCGUGAGCAGUCAACUGCUUCGGGGGCGGCUGCUGCUGAAGGCGGCGAUGACGAGGACGACGCCAAGGACGAAGCCUGCGGUUGCGGCGGAUGGCGGCCGGAAUUUGCGAAAAGAUUCCGGACCCCGGCUUGGAUGCUGUUUUGUUUCUGUCUCGCCAGUUUCAUUCAGGGAAUGGUUGUGAACGGACUCGUGAAUGUCAUCAUUUCGACUGUGGAAAGACGAUUCCAGCUCAGCUCGACGGAAAGUGGGCUCAUUGCAUCAUUCUACGACAUUGGAUAUUUCUUCUGUGCCAUUCCAGUCACAUAUUUUGGAGGUCGAAGUCAAGCUAGUAAGCCCAAGUGGGUGAGUGCAGGCGUGCUGUUUAUGGCUGCCGGGUUUUUCGUGUUUUGCUUGCCGCAUUUUACGACCCCGGUUUACGUCGCCGUUCGAAGUCGAAGUCAAGCUAGUAAGCCCAAGUGGGUGAGUGCAGGCGUGCUGUUUAUGGCUGCCGGGUUUUUCGUGUUUUGCUUGCCGCAUUUUACGACCCCGGUUUACGUCGCCGUUCGAAGUCGGGACCCCGGGUUGCUCAACGCCACUACGGGUACGGGCACCAGCACCAGCACCAACGGACCCGUAGCUGCUCAUCUGUGCUCUGAGCUCAAGGGUGCGUCUGAUUGUCUUCCAACUGAGGAAUCGUUGGCGUUCUACAAGUGGGUUUUCUACUUGGCCCAGUUCCUGAUCGGCGUGGGAGCCACGCCACUCUACACCCUCGCCGUGACUUAUGUGGAUGAGAAUGUCGCCUCCAAAUCAUCCUCUGUCUACCUAGGUGUUUUCUACGCGAUGGCAUCCGUGGGACCUGCUGUUGGAUACGUUGUCGGGGGCCAAACGCUGCAGAUUUUUACAGAUUUUGAUUCGUUGGACGCUCAAAAGUUGGGACUCACUCCGGAGAAUAAUCUUUGGGUCGGAGCCUGGUGGAUUGGAUUUUUAGGCUCCGCGAUUUUCGGUGUUUUGAUAUUUCCUCCUAUCGUUGCUCUUCCAAAAACCCUUCCAGGAGGGAAGGAGCUGAAAUUGACGAGAAAACGAGAAACGCAUCAGUCGAACGUGCAUCUGACCAAGUGGCUGGAAAACACCAAGGCGAGCAAUUCGAAAAAGGCCCAGGGUUCGUCGGUGACGAAGAUCCACGUGCGGGAACUGACGAUGGCUCUCGUCAGAGUCGUGGCUGGCAACCCAACUUUCUUGUUCCUCACGUUGGCAGGGGCUGCCGAGGGCUUUCUCCUCGCAGGCUUUGCCACCUUUCUGCCGAAAUACUUUGAAAACCAAUUCCGACUCACUGCGGGACUAGCGGCUAUGAUCGUCGGAGUGGUUGCAGUUCCCGGCGCCGGCGGAGGCACUUUGCUGGGCGGCUACCUGAUCAAGCAUUACGACAUGAAGUUACCGGCCAUCAUGAAGAUGUGCUGUGUGUCGACAUUCCUGGCUGGCCUGUCGACACUCAUCUUUGUGUUCAGCUGCGACGACGUGGGGAUCGCGGGCGUGACAGCAGCUUACGAGCCCUCGCGGCUCUUGUUUGCCGGUGGCAACGCUAGCGCUGAUCUCGGACCACGGAACUCUGCUGACGACGAUGAUGUUGAUGAUGAGUCUGCUUUUGAUCGGAAUUUGGACCUGUUCCACGCCUGUAACUCAGCGUGCAACUGUGAUGUCUCCCAAUACGAUCCCAUGUGCGGAUCUGACGGGCUUCUUUAUUAUUCUCCUUGUUUCGCCGGCUGCAGCGAAUCCCAGCGAUCCGCAGAUAAUUUCAUGGAAUUUUCAAGAUGUUCGUGUGUAGCAAGCAGUGCUGGAAAUGAGAAUGCCACGACGAGUCUGCUGUUGGGAACCGGCGUUGGGAAAAACUGUUCUUCCGGGUGCACCUAUUUACCUGUUGCCAUUCUCUUCCUGUUGCUGAUCAUGGUUUUGACUUUCAUCACAUCCAUGCCGAGUCUCACAGCGACUCUAAGGGUUGUCGAGGAAGCAGACAGGAGUAUAGCAUUGGGUGUGCAGUUGGCACUACUGCGCGUGCUGGGCACGAUCCCGGCGCCCGUGCUUUUUGGCAAGCUGAUGGAUUUGGCGUGCAGUUUGUGGGAAACGAUCCCCGAGGGUCCUGGUGAAGGCUGUGAUGUGCAAGGGGACGUCGGGUCAGCUGGGGUCACGAUCUCCAGCAGCAACAGCAAAGGAGGUGCGCAACUCGGCAGUUGCAGGGCGUAUUUCAAUCACAGCAUGAGCACUGCUGGAAAUGAGAAUGCCACAACGAGUCUGCUGUUGGGAACCGGCGUUGGGAAAAACUGUUCUUCCGGGUGCACCUAUUUACCUGUUGCCAUUCUCUUCCUGUUGCUGAUCAUGGUUUUGACUUUCAUCACAUCCAUGCCGAGUCUCACAGCGACUCUAAGGGUUGUCGAGGAAGCAGACAGGAGUAUAGCAUUGGGUGUGCAGUUGGCACUACUGCGCGUGCUGGGCACGAUCCCGGCGCCCGUGCUUUUUGGCAAGCUGAUGGAUUUGGCGUGCAGUUUGUGGGAAACGAUCCCCGAGGGUCCUGGUGAAGGCUGUGAUGUGCAAGGGGACGUCGGGUCAGCUGGGGUCACGAUCUCCAGCAGCAACAGCUUUCCUCCACGCGUUGAGCCGUCAACGUCCCGCAUAAAGUUAGUGUCGUACUCGUGCACUCAGGGUAGUAGCACUUAA
Molecule: messenger RNA, 3126 nt
Organism: Notodromas monacha
Lineage: Eukaryota; Metazoa; Arthropoda; Ostracoda; Podocopida; Cyprididae
Source: the annotation of a GenBank genome assembly